Molecule: messenger RNA, 261 nt
Organism: Protopolystoma xenopodis
Lineage: Eukaryota; Metazoa; Platyhelminthes; Monogenea; Polystomatidea; Polystomatidae
Source: the annotation of a GenBank genome assembly
CUCUCAAUCGACUACAUUUUAGCCGUCGGCCAAAGUGGUGGUCGAGUCGAUCAUAUAUUUUCCAUGUUUCACACGCUUUUUAAAGCAAAGAAGAUGACUGAUAUACCUGUGAUCUUACUGACAGAAAGAAAUUCAUCUCUGCUGCUAGAUGAGGGUGAUAAUUUGAUCCUAACUAAUAGCGGGCUCGAGGCUGGUUACUGCGGUCUUGUGCCUCUUGAGGGACCUUGCAAAGCCACAACAUCUGGGUUGAAGUGGAAUCUG